This is a messenger RNA of Spinacia oleracea (spinach), 2073 nucleotides long. RefSeq lists its product as uncharacterized. Lineage: Eukaryota; Viridiplantae; Streptophyta; Magnoliopsida; Caryophyllales; Amaranthaceae. The coding region runs from base 1090 to 1758 and encodes 222 amino acids. The transcript is spliced from 6 exons. The record is from RefSeq and is a predicted model, not a curated record.
AUAGAUACCUAGGCUCUCAUCCGGCCGUUUUUCUGAGAGAUUUUGCAAGUGUCCACAUACCUGAUAUUUGGCAAGGGCAGGAAGGGGGUGAUUAACAUUUUGUAGGAGGGGAUGACUUUCUAAUUUUCUAUCUAGCUUGUCCUCUAUUUAUGGUACUUUAUGAUUCAUGGCAAUGUAGCCCUUAUGAUGAUGUGUUCAAACAAAUGUCUGAAUUGUUUGGUAAAUCAUUGAAGCAUGUUAUUUCCAUGUCAUUUGAGAGUUGUUGCGGAAGAAUACGACAGUAUUUUCUAACUGGAGGUUGAGAAGGAUAUGAUCAUUUUAUCACUCACAUAUUAAGGGUUCAACAAAUAUGAAAUGGGAAGGACUGUUUAUCCAAUCUCAAAUUGGAACUUGUAAGCGGUUAUAUUUUCAGGGACAGAGAAGCAGAUUAUUCAAAAUCUGACCAUGCUAGACAUGGUGGAGUACACUUUCUCUUGCUCACUUUUCUGAGCUUUUCAUGGAAGUCUUUCUAACUAAAUGCUGCAUUCAAUAUUUCAAUGUGGUUUAGGGUAAAAGAAUGAACUUUUCCCGAAUAUGGUAAGUUGCAAAGGAAAUACAUUUAUAUAUCUGUGUUUUAUUUAUUUAUUUGCAGCAUUAGUCAUAUUUCGGUACAUCAGAAAAGCAUGGCUUUCGAGGUAUCCUGUCAAUUUGCUGGUAUAACAGAACGAGUUGAUAACACAGAUUUUAAUCUAUAAUUGUCUAUGUACUUGUUUUCUAGGAUUUAUGUAAUUCCUCACAAAGGAAUGAAAGAACUGCAUCUUAUGACUUCAUCUCUUUUUUGAGUAAGCUAUAUAAGAUCUGAAUGGUUGCAGACCAAUAUAAGAUCCGCUACCAGACUUCUCGUGAUACUUUGUACCAAGGGUAAGCUGCUGGAGGCUGUAAGAUCUACCCUCAAAAAAAAUCCACCGAAGUAAACAAGCAACGGGCGAAGUUGCGCUCACGCGCUAUAUCUAAGAUUCUUCGUUCUUUCUGAGAAAGAGUUCGAGAUUGCUUGCAUUGAACACAAGGGACUUCAAGAAUGAAUUCUUUAAUUAUGUGAAGGAAGGUAAAAUGUUUGAGGUUGGUGCUUUGCUUUUGGUGGCUGGUGAAAAGUUGAUGCCUUUAUGCAUAUCCGAAGGUGAAGAUUAUAUGGUGUUUAACAACUUCAAGGAGAUAGGUCAUUUUCUGCAAGCUAAGAACACAUGGUCGGCUAUGAGCAAUGCUGAAUUGACAGAGAAGAAGGGGAUUCUGUCAUUGCUUGACAUAUUUGCUAAGAUUGGCAAUCAGCUUAAUGCAUAUGUUCGGAUGAAGGAGAAAAGAAAUCCUCUUUAUAAAUUUUCGGAUGUUGUGACCCUCUUAGAAGAUGCAGGCUUUGAUGUAGAGUGUAAAGACCUUCAUUUAGAUGAUCCUUUUUACAGUAUUGGCUGGUCAUCAUUUAUGCGGAAGACUCCCCAGAUUUGUGGUCAGCCGGAACAUGAUAGUCAUCGCAAGCAUAAUCUCACGUCAAAUUUGAAGAAUCAAAUGCGACAUGGUCGUCUCCCUUUUUGUUUCCUGCCUCGGCAUUAUCGUAUAAGUAUUCCUACUCAGGCAUUUAUUACAUCAUCAUUUCGAAAUACAGACUCAAAAUAUGCGUCUUUAACCCCGGCAAAGAAAUUGGUCAAUGUUGUGCAAAACUUCAAUUCUUGCAAGAGGUUGGUUUUGUUCGUGGCAAUAUUCCGAAGAGGAGUGAGAAGAGUGUAAUCACUUUGCUGCUUUGGAAACAUAGGUACUUAUCAUGUUGGUUGAUUCAGCUGCUUGUAUUGGCUAUAUUGCAAUAAUUCAUCUUUUGUUAGGUUACUUGUGUGGCUGUUGUGGGGAGGUGUUGAACCGCUAUUUUGAAGAACUAUGUAGUGUUCGAAGAACUAAUUUAAAGCUUUAUCGUAGAGGCUGUUGUUAUUUGGAACAUUUGCAUCAUUUAAGGUGAAAUGUUUGGUUUGCUAGUUGCAUAUGAGCAAAUGCGGUUGUAAACAUUAUUCAAACGAAAUCUAAUACUAUAUACUUUGUAUUUAGAAAGUA